Messenger RNA from Leucoraja erinaceus (little skate), 4353 nucleotides. Its product is annotated as gap junction beta-3 protein-like. Gene Ontology annotation, cellular component: connexin complex. The transcript has 3 exons. Lineage: Eukaryota; Metazoa; Chordata; Chondrichthyes; Rajiformes; Rajidae. Gene Ontology annotation, biological process: cell communication. The record is from RefSeq and is a predicted model, not a curated record. Bases 239 to 1036 code for a protein of 265 amino acids.
UGAAAAGAAAACGAGGAGAAACACGAGUGUCAGAUUGCCUCAUACAAACUUUAGUUGAACAAUUUUUGUGGAGAGUCAACUACAGAUUCCAUUUGAGUGGAACUUCCAUUCUACUUGCUUCUCCUGACGGGGAUGUUAAACUUGUAAAGAUUUGUUUACUGGCAAUCCCGGUACAUAAAAGGAUCCUUAGACUAAAGGCACAAUUAUCUCUGAUUGAGGGUUAAUACCUCCAGAGAUCAUGGACUGGAAGACAUUGCAAGGUGUCCUCAGUGGGGUAAAUAAAUAUUCCACAGGAUUCGGUCGGAUCUGGCUAUCUGUUGUCUUCAUCUUCCGAGUGUUGGUUUAUGUAGUGGCGGCAGAGAAAGUGUGGGGUGAUGAUCAGAAAGAUUUUGACUGCAACACCAGGCAACCUGGCUGCACCAACGUCUGCUUCGACUAUUUCUUCCCCAUCUCCCACAUCAGGCUCUGGGCCUUGCAAUUGAUCUUCAUCUCCACGCCUUCCCUGCUGGUUGUGAUGCACGUGGCCUACAGAAAAGACAAGGAGAGAAAGUAUCACUUGAAGCACCCCGACUCCAGCACUAGGCUAUAUCAGGAUACCGGUAGAAAGCACGGAGGGCUCUGGUGGACCUACAUGAGCAGUUUAUUUUUUAAAACUGUGAUUGAAAUUGCAUUCUUGUAUAUUCUCCACGCAAUUUAUGACAGUUUUGAUAUGCCUCGCCUUGUCAAAUGUGAGAUUCAACCUUGUCCCAAUGUUGUCGAUUGCUACAUUGCCAGACCCACCGAGAAAAGGAUCUUCACUUAUUUUAUGGUUGGGGCAUCAGCCCUUUGCAUUGUAAUAAGUGUGAGUGAAAUGAUUUACUUGAUCGCGAAAAGGUUUUUCAGGUUUUGUAUGUUGCACUGUGUGAAAAGAAAAUCAGUAAUGACCAAAGGUAAGUCUGACUAUCUUGGCCACAAUCUCACUCAUGUGAAUUACAUGCACAAUGGCAAAUCACUGGACGUUAUUCGUGCUUCAGCCCCAAAUCUUUCUACAAUGUAAUAAGUCUUCACCCAUCCUGGGAAGUACUUUUGAAGGUGUAAAUGAUAUCGCAACAACAUUGAACAUGGUACAAUUGAUCAAUCGCUUUGAAGCUUCGUUAGGCAAGUGAUUAGGAAUUUUUGUAAGACUUGAUUGAAUUCUCUAGCGUAGGUCGUGGAGAGUGGGAAUUUUCUCAGCAUCUGAGCUUCUCGCUGGGUGGUUAAGGAAUAGCUUUUAUGAAACACCAUGGAGGUAUUCAAUGAGUAGGGUCUUCCAACUUCAAAAUCAGGGAGCUUCCACAGCACCUAGAUGUGCCUUGCUUAUCAUUGCGACAAACUAACCUUGUGAACUUCUUAUUUAUAAUCAGUAAUUUAUUUCCUUUCCCAUCCACAAACCACAAACAAAAUGAUGUUGCCAAUAUGGUGCUCAAGGAAAAGUUUACAGUGAGUAUCAACAUUUCAAAUUAGACCAAAAAUUAUUAUCUCUUUGACACAUUUAUUCCUAAUGAUUCUACAUCUUGGGGAUAAUGUUAUUCGCAAAAUUAAUGAAGAUGGGUUACUGUCCAAUAAAUAGAAAGAUAAGUCAGCGGGACAGGCAGCAUCUCUGGAGAGAAGGAAUAGGUGACGUUUCAGGUCGAGACCCUUCUUCAGACUGAGUUACUCCAGCUUUUUGUGUCUAUCUUCAGUUUAAACCAGCACUUUAAUCUGUGCUUCCUUCUUACACAAAUAGAAAGAUUUCAUUCAAGUUGAAAUAUGUGAUGGCUCAGGACUUAGUUUCUGUGUCAAUUAGUCUUGUUUCAGUUCUGCCAUAAUUUCACUCUUCUAUCAAGGAUCUAAUGUCAUCAGGGAAUACUUUUUAAACGAAGGUCAUCACAGGUCAAUCAUUUUGAGUCAAUUGUUUUCCAUGCCAUUUUAAUAGGAAUCAGCAACAUAAGACCAUAACUUAAAGCAUUGGUUGUGAUACCCUGGCUUAAGAUUUGUGAAAAUAUCUUCUAUUGUAAUUUUACCUCCAAGCAGCCUUUCAGAACAAUAAUCACAAUCACAACACAAUCAUAAUAAUACUUUAUUAGCCAAAUGUGUUUUGCAACAUACGAGGAGUUUCAUUUACCAAGUCAGUCAUACACAUAAAUAGCAACGGAACACACAAAACACAUUUUAACAUAAACAUCUAUCACAUUGACUCCUCCACAUUCCUCACUGUGAUCUGUGAUGGAAGGCGAAAAAAAGUUCAAUCUCUUCCCUUUGCUCCCCCGCGGUCGGGGGCCUUGAGCCCUCCGUUGACGGGAUGUUCAUGACUCCCGUAGCCGGCGGCGGGCCCUCUGCGAAGAGGCGAUCAUCUCCUACAUCGGGGGGAUGUCAGCCCGGAAGAUCAAACACCGUGUUGGGGCUGGUCGAACCUUCCCCGACAUUGGAGCUGCCAAUCGUGCAGUCCGUGGUAUUUACCUGAUGGUAAAUAAGGGUAAAUUUGUAAAGUCCCUAAAUAAUUAAAGUUCUGGCAAAUGGUUUAAUAGAUUAUAACUAUGUCCAUCUCCACUGUUAACACCGACAUAUAAAACAUGACAUGUAACUACUUUGACCUGCUGAAAUUGCAAUCGUAUUUGCAUCUUGAACAAAGAGAAAUAUAAGGAAAUUAGGAAAAUAAAUCUGUUGAAAUGGCUGUUGAAACAAGUUUGCUUAAGCAGAAGUAGAACUGAAACAUUAAAAAGCCCACAAUCUCCCACUAUUGAAAAACCUUUUCGGAUCAAUUAAAUAUUGUACUAAGGAUCAGAGGUAAUGCUAUCUGGAUUUUAUAAUGUUUUAGAAAAUGUCAAUUUCUUUAUCACUGCUGAAAUUUUGUUCGUUGACAGGAAACUUUUAAUUGGAUAAUCUAAUGAGUUCUCUGAUUUCAUUAAGGUAUUUUGUAGACAAGCUGAAGUGUAGGUUUGGUAUAUCGUUUGCUCAUGCUGUUGAAGAACAUGGCAAUUAAAUACAGCUUCUCUGCCUAUAUGUUAUAACCCAACUUCCAUAUGAACCUAUAACUUUAGUUGACUUUAUUCAAUUUAAUCAUUGAAUCAAAGAAACAAUGUUUGCAAUUCGCCAGCUGUUUACACAGCAGCCAUGUAUGUUAAUGCUUUUGGCAUCAAUUAUAUGAUAUUCAUAAUAACUGCUGCAAAAAUACUAAUGUGUACUAAUUCUGAAGCAUCAAAUUGUCAUUUCAUAGUUUAUGCAAACAUAUUUCAUCAAAUCUUCAUCAAAUCUUUUCUUACCUUUUUUGUGACUAUUUUGCUAAUUGUCAGUUAUACAUCGGGAUUGAUGAGGAAUCUAAAAAUAGUACAUUUCGUAAUAUUUUAGGCCUCUUUACUUAAAGUUAAAGAUUAAAACAGAAUCCUGUGCUUGAUAAUUACUCAAGAUCUUGCAAUGAUUUUUAAACAGUCUUUAAUUUGUUUAGUUUAGAGAUACAGCACGAAAACAGGCCCUGUUUGUUACUGUCUAAUACUAUCGUUGAAUGUUGAAAUGGAAAAUUUAAGUAAUGUUUUAAAGGUAAGAUUGAGAUAAUCAAAAAUAAAUUGCAGAUUACAGAUUCAUUUAUAAUUUGCAAUUGGGUAUAAUACAGGAGAUGUAAACCAGUCCUCUUGUUCUUCAUUUCCAAUAAAAGGAUCUCAAUGUCAGUUGUAAACUGAGGAGCAAGUUAAAAAUCUAGCCUUUCUAACAUUUCUUGAAUAGAGGUAUUAUUUUUGGGCCGAACUAUCAGCAUUGGCAGGGCAUGAAGAUCAAAAACUUUCAUUGAUAGAGAGGAUUUCAUGUGUUCAGGAUAUCCCAAUGUUGUAUGUAUACAUCCAAUGAACUUAUUUUGAAAUGCAGUUACUGUUGCAAUGCAGGAAACAUUACAGGUUGAAUCUCAAUAAACCUUCCUGAUUAUUUUGUUUAUUAAAAAUGUCAAUCAAAGGAGCACAUAUUGGGCAGAUAAUCUCUCUCUGCAUGUUUUACAUUCCUGCUGUGGUUGAAAGUUUUGCUCGUUAUUGCUAAAGGUGCUUACACCUUACCUCCCAUGACAAAACAUGUACCCAGAGGUAUGAAAUCUAGUUCAAAUGUUUCACACUUCAAAGGAAGAUAAACUGGUGGAAGCAUCCAAUGCUCUAAUCCCUUUCUUUCUUGGUUACAUUGAUCAAAUGUUUUACUCAUGGCAAUAAAUGUUUUAUUUAUGUCAAUACUUUCCAAUGGAAAUGAAGUCAUUGAGAGACGACAUGUUUUCUGCGGUUUUCCCAAACUGUUUUGCACUGUAUAUAUUUCUUAUUUAUAUUGUGUACAUUUUUGAGCAAACGAAAAAUUCAUUAAAAUAAAUAUUUUCAAGUAAUCAAA